AUGGUCCGCCACAAAAAAGACAACUUCGCACGAGGAGGCAAGAAAUUCAACAAUAGCCCCCGCCCCCGAAUGCCCCGCGGUGAUGAAGAAGGUGAAGGCGCUACCUCCUCGAGGCCUCCUUAUAAGGCUGCCUGCUGGGAUAUGGGACACUGCGACCCUAAGAGAUGCUCAGGAAAGCGACUGAUGAAGCUUGGUUUGAUGCGGGAGCUUCACAUUGGCCAGCGGCACCCCGGCGUGAUUGUCUCUCCAAAUGCCAAGCGAAUCAUCUCUCCCGCAGACAAAGAUACAAUGGAACAGCACGGUGCAGCCGUGGUGGAAUGCUCUUGGGUGAGAGUCAAGGAAGUGCCCUGGUCGCGAAUCGGCGGAAAAUGUGAACGACUUCUCCCCUACCUUAUCGCCGCCAACACGGUUAACUACGGCAAACCAUGGCGCCUGAACUGCGUUGAAGCGCUCGCCGCUUGUUUCGCCAUCUGCCGUCGCCUGGAAUGGGCGGAAGAUCUCCUCAGACAUUUCAGCUAUGGACCGUCCUUCUUGGAAAUCAACAAAGAACUUCUGGCGCGCUAUGCCGCAUGCGAAACGGAAGAGGAUGUAAAGAGGACGGAAGAGGAAUGGCUAGCCAAGAUCGAACGCGAAUACGAAGACAACCGCGUCGAUGGAGGCGAUGAUAUCUGGACCAAAGGAAACACCAAUCGUUUGCCUGCACGAACUUCAGACGAUGAAAGCGGAGAUGAAGAUGACGAAGAUGAGGGCAGCGACGAAGAGGAAGAUGAAGAUAAGGACCCAUUCGCGAUUUCCGAUGACUCCGAAGAUGAAGAGCAAAUGGCUGAAAUCCGUCGCAAGAUUCUCAGUUCUAAAUCAUUCCAGAAUCCGGAAGAAGAAGAAAAGCAGCGUCCAGAGAAAAUUUCUCGGCCGGAGGAGCUGUAUGUCGACUCAGAUGCUGAGUCCGGCUCAGGAGGAAGCGAAGACGAGGCAUUCGACAAUAUCAUCAACGCGACGACGGUCACUGACCGCACGGGAAUCAAAGCGAUUCAGCAGCGGAAAGGAAAUGAAACUGUCUCUGCGUCGUUCUCUCGUGCGGAGAUUUCUGCCCCGAAGAAAUGGUGA
Messenger RNA from Penicillium verrucosum, 1104 nucleotides. Its product is annotated as ribosome biogenesis TSR3 family protein. The record is from RefSeq and is a predicted model, not a curated record. The coding region runs from base 1 to 1104 and encodes 367 amino acids. Lineage: Eukaryota; Fungi; Ascomycota; Eurotiomycetes; Eurotiales; Aspergillaceae. Gene Ontology annotation, molecular function: rRNA small subunit aminocarboxypropyltransferase activity. Gene Ontology annotation, biological process: maturation of SSU-rRNA. The transcript is spliced from 3 exons.